Arabis nemorensis is the source of this 459-nucleotide messenger RNA. Lineage: Eukaryota; Viridiplantae; Streptophyta; Magnoliopsida; Brassicales; Brassicaceae. The record is from the annotation of a GenBank genome assembly.
AUGUCAACUCCAGCAAGAAAGAGACUAAUGAGGGAUUUCAAAAGAUUGCAGCAAGAUCCUCCUGCUGGGAUCAGUGGUGCUCCUCAAGAUAACAACAUCUUGCUCUGGAACGCCGUUAUCUUCGGUCCGGAUGAUACCCCUUGGGAUGGAGGUACCUUUAAGUUGACCCUUCAAUUUACAGAGGAUUAUCCGAACAAACCACCGACUGUCCGUUUUGUUUCUCGGAUGUUUCACCCAAAUAUCUAUGCAGAUGGAAGUAUUUGUCUUGACAUCUUACAAAACCAAUGGAGUCCCAUUUAUGAUGUUGCAGCAAUUCUUACAUCUAUCCAGUCCCUCCUCUGUGAUCCCAACCCAAACUCACCUGCAAACUCAGAAGCCGCCCGCUUAUUCAGCGACAACAGGCGAGAAUACAGUAGACGGGUGAAGGAGAUUGUGGAACAGAGUUGGACCGCUGAUUAA